GCAGCUGGAGGAGCAGCUGGGGGAACAGCUGGGGGAACAGCAGGAGCAGUCGAUCUGGCUUUCAUGCUUGAUGCCUCUAGCAGUGUAGGUGAUGAUGCAAAUUUCCAGCGGUGUCUAAACUUUGUUAGAGCAAUCUACAGCGGCGUUACCAUUUCAUCAGCGGCAUUUCGCAUAGGAUUGGUCUUGUUUGGCGCGUCCGCCUCGGUGUCGUUUGACUUCAGCAAGUACAGCUCAGCAUCUGAAAUUGACGCAGUUAUUAUAGGAAUGAAAAUGAUUGGUGGAGCGUGUGCUGCAGGUCAAGGUUUAAGUACAUGUCAAACUCAAUUAUUCGCCCAAUCACGUCAAAAUGCUAUCAAAGUCCUGUUGGUGAUGAUCGCUGGAAGAUCAACAGAUGACGUGUCAGGCGUAGCAGGAGCUUUGAAAAGUUCUGGGGUCAAGAUCUUCUGUCUCGGGAUAGGAAGUUCUAUUGAAAGAACUCAGCUGAUAUCAAUGGCUAACUCAGAAUCGUACAUUCAAGUAGCACCCGACUAUAGUCAGCUAGUAUCAUUGUCCAGUCAUUUUUUAUCACUGAUUGGUCAGGUAGCUGCCGCCGGAGGGAUGGCAGGUGGAGCUGGCGCUGCCGGAGCAGCAGGGGGAAUUUCAGGUGGGAUUGCUGGUGGAGCUGGAGGAAUGGGCGUUGGAGGAUCCAUUGGAGCAGGUGGAGCAACAAUAGGAGGGGGUGGAGGAGUUGCAGGUGGAGUCGGUGGAAUGGGUGUUGGAGGUUCCACAGGCGCUGUUGGAGGCUCCACAGGCGCAGUCGGUGGUGCCAUGGGUGGAGGAGGAGGAGUAGGAGGGGUAGGUCCUGGUUGUUCUGUAAGACCGCUUCAUUUGCCUCACCUCUGUGGAUGUCAGCCGUUAGCGCCCAUUUGCGGAACGCAAAACGUUGGCGAAGGAGCGUCAACAGGAGUUACUGGCGGGGUAGGGGGAAGCAUUGGAGGUGGCAUCGGAGGCGCGGGGGGUAUGGUAGGAGCAGGCGGAACAAAUAUUGGAGUCGGAGGGGGAAAUAUAGGGGGUGGACUUGGCGUUGGAGCUGGAGGUAUGACUGGAGGAGGUGGCGGUGUUGGGGCUGGUGGAAUGGGUGGAGGCGGCGCUGUUGGAGCUGGUGGGAUGGCUGGAGGUGGUGGAAUGACAGGUGGAGGCAUGGUCGGGGGUGGCGGGAUGGCGGGUGGUGCCACGGUUGGAGGCGGCGGAAUGGUGGGUGGAGGCAUGGUCGGAGGCGGUGGGAUGACGGGUGGUGGUAUGACUGGAGCCGGUGGGAUGACGGGUGGUGGCGGAAUGGUAGGAGGUGGUGGGGGUAUGGGUGGUAUUGGGACUGGCGGUGGAGUAGGUAUCGGGGGAGGCAUCGGUGGAGCUAAUAUGGGUGGAGCUGGAGCGGGAAGUGUAGGAGGAGCAAGAGGAAUGGAAGUCGUAUUGGAUUUGGCGUUCUUGGUCGAUGGGUCUUCAGCUGUUGGAAACGAACAAAACUUCCAGCAGUUACUCAACUUCGUUAGCGCCGUGACGCAUUCAUUCUCCAUCCAUCACGACAUGACUCGCGUCGGAGUUGUUGUUUUUUCUCUUGAGGCUUUUGUCAUCUUUAACUUUCACACAUACUUUGAUAUACAAAACAUCGAUCAAGCACUGUCUUCUGUGCAAUAUCCUGGAACAGAUGGUCCAGGAACAUAUAUAGGACGGGGUUUGCUUGUUGCAAAGCACUACCUCUUCAGUGCCUCAGGAAGAGGACAUGUGCCGAGAGCCAUUGUUCUUCUUGCUGCCGGAAGAUCUAUUGAUGAUGUUAUCACACCGUCUAUGGAUAUCAGGUCGAAUGGAGUGGAAAUGUUUUGCGUGGGUAUCGGCAACCUUUACAGUAAAUUACAACUUCACGCAAUGGCAAGUUUUCCACACAGUGAACACAUUUUCAGGGGUGAUUACUCACAAAUGGGGCGAACUGCACAACAAGUCGUCACCAAGAUAUUAAAAGGCAUUUCUGUUCACUUCUGUCGACCCUGCUUUGACGGGCAUCAGGAACUGUGUGAUUACUGUCCAAGUGAAUUUCAAGAUGACGAUGAAGUGGAAGAGGGCUUCAAGCGUCACCAUCAUCAUCAUCAUAGGCAUGAUAAAGUCCACGUUCAACCGUUUGAUGGUGAGCGGAGACAUUCCAAGAGAAAACGACCCACUGCCAAAAUCAGUGGAGAUUAUGAAGUCAAGCAAUUAGCCGGACAAACUAUGGGCCGAAAAACACAUGAAGAGCAAAGCUAUAACGCUGACUCAUUUAGCAACACCAAUGAUGCCGUACACCCCACAACAAAUCCUGACACAGAUUAUUAUGGUGAAUACAAAUUUGAUGACGGAAAAAUGACCGUGGAAGACAAUGACUGCAAGGACUACUCAGAUGACUGCAACGACUAUGCGUCACGUGGUUUUUGUAGUGAGUAUGCUCCGACAGCCAGCAUAGGAACCAUAAACAUGAUGUGUAAGAGAGCAUGUGGUACCUGCUCAUCCAAUAGAAUGCCCAAAGAAAAACAGGAUACGUACGAGCUUAGCGAAAGAGAUCCUUUUUAUAAGAAAGAAGAAAUUGAAAACGCCAAGGAUCAAAAACCGAACCACCUGAAGCACCGUUUAAAUAAACUGUAACGCAGUGAUCACAGUAGAGAAUCAUCCUAAAAGAACACUUCUUUCAAAGAAGAUUUGUUACUGUCCCCCCUCCCCCCACCCCUUAUAAAUUAUUCUUUAAUCACCCUCUUUUGGAGAUGCGAGAACUAUCUAGAUGUUUCUGUACAUACAGGUAUUACCUGUAUGCUGUUGCAAACUCUUGACGGUUAUAUAGCUAAACCAUUUUCUCCUUGUAAAUUGUUUAGAAAUGUACUUCAUGUAUCUGCACAUACUUAAGGACAGGACAAACACAAUCAAGAGUA
Pocillopora damicornis (cauliflower coral) is the source of this 2930-nucleotide messenger RNA. RefSeq lists its product as uncharacterized. The record is from RefSeq and is a predicted model, not a curated record. Lineage: Eukaryota; Metazoa; Cnidaria; Anthozoa; Scleractinia; Pocilloporidae.